AUGGCCCAUAAGCCGGUGUUUCGAUCCUUGCGACUCGGUCCUUAUUCGAUUCGGGACUCUUUACAUGGUCUGGGUCAGGGAUAUUUGAUGGAUCAGGACUCAGAACUCAUACCAAUCCCAGAUCAGCACGACUCUCUAAUCACUGCCGUCUUGUCUUCUACCUGUUUUCCCCAACCAGCACGAGUCUGGCCUCUCGGGGACCUCAGAAACUAUGGUUUUCCUGCCCUGCCCCAGCCUUUUCAGUUCAGUAAGCUUGGGAUUCCUGGCACAGAAGCUAUCAGCAAGCGAGCACUAGUUCAUGAAGAGAAAAGCCGACGCGCAGCAUUGGUUGGGAAUGGUAUUCAAAGGUCAAGCCCUAGAGCUCUUGUAGAGCUGGCUCCGUACUAUGAUUUCUCACAUCGGAUGAAAGGACUGAAGAGGCUUGUCGACAGAUAUAAGGCACCAGGUAUAUGGUGUUAUCAAUUAGGUAAUUUCGCAUCUUCUGUGCUGCUCAACCCGCUCGGUGCUUUGCCACGUCACUUAGGCUUUGGAGCUAGGGCAGGAAAGGUUCAAUCAAGGAGGAGUCCGGACCCGUUAGUAAGGGUCGAUUACAUUGAGGGUGAGCCGCAAAAGCUAAGAAGGGUCCGAAGGACACCAGGCGUUAGCCGAAGUGGAUUUAUAGGUGAGCUGUGCGUGGGGUGGGCGUUUGUGGCGGGAGAAUUAGGCGAGACAGAAAUGGGGGUCAUGGAAGAAUUGGGUUCGAGUCCCGUUAUACGCGAUGUGGCGAAAAAGACAGGUCCCAUUUUAGACAGAAAGAACAACGAUGAUUACGAUAUUCUUAUCUUACGAUUAUAG
Striga asiatica is the source of this 834-nucleotide messenger RNA. Lineage: Eukaryota; Viridiplantae; Streptophyta; Magnoliopsida; Lamiales; Orobanchaceae. The record is from the annotation of a GenBank genome assembly.